AGACUGUGAGUUUGCAAGCUGGGGCACAGAGAGGGGCCCAGGGCAGAGAGAGAGAAGAAACAAGUGAACAAGGCAGACAGGCACCUGGAGAGUGGGGUCAGGUUUGAGCAGGACUUCCUAACCCACACCUGGGAAAGGGAGCUGCCGUGCAGUGUGGUCCAAAAAGCAUUGGCCCAGUGCUCGGAGUCCCCACGUUACAGCAUCCCUGCUGCGGCUUGAGGCUGCUGUCUCUGGGAGUCCCCAGUAAGGGCUCUCUCUCUCUUUCCUGCUAAGCUCCAGUCCUGGGAUUGAAAUAGGAGCUGGAACUCACUGCACCCUAGCAGUCAUGGGACCCAGGAUAGGGCCAGUGGGUAUAGAGCCCCAGGUGCCAGACAAGGACACCAAGGUCAUGAUGGGCACAGAAGACACACCUGGAAACAAAGCCAGCCCAGACUCUCAGGACUUGCGGCCAAGUGUGUUCCACAACAUCAAGUUCUUCAUCCUGUGCCACAGUUUGCUGCAACUGGCACAGCUCAUGAUCUCCGGCUACCUCAAGAGCUCUAUCUCAACGGUGGAGAAACGCUUUGGCCUCUCCAGCCAGACCUCCGGGCUGCUGGCUGCCUUCAAUGAGGUGGGGAACACAGCCCUGAUUGUGUUCGUGAGCUAUUUUGGCAGCAGGGUACACCGACCCCGACUGAUCGGCUGUGGGGCUAUCGUUGUGGCCCUGGCGGGCCUGCUCAUGACUCUCCCGCACUUCAUCUCGGAGCCGUACCGCUACGACCGCACCAGCCCCGCAGACGCGCCGCAGGACUUCGAGUCUUCCCUGUGCCUGCCCGCAACCUCGGCCCGGGCCCUGGCCCACUCCAACAGCAGCAGCUGUUCAAGCUACACGGAGACCCAGCAUCUGACCGUGGUGGGGAUCAUGUUUGUGGCUCAGACCCUGCUCGGUGUGGGCAGUGUCCCCAUCCAGCCCUUCGGCAUCUCCUAUAUUGAUGACUUUGCCCACAACAACAACUCGCCCCUUUACCUUGGGAUCCUGUUUGCAGUGACGAUGAUGGGGCCAGGCAUGGCCUUUGGGCUGGGUGGCCUCAUGCUUCGCCUUUAUGUGGACAUUGACCGAAUGCCAGAAGGUGGUAUCAGCCUGACCUCAAAGGACCCCCGAUGGGUGGGUGCCUGGUGGCUGGGCUUCCUCGUUUCUGCUGCCGCCGUGGCCCUGGCUGCUGUCCCCUACUUCUUCUUUCCCAGGGAGAUGGCCAAGGAGAAAGAUGAGCUUCACUUCCGGCAAAAGGUCUUGGCAGUUGUCAGCAAAUGUGAAGAUCUCUCCUCUGAGCAGAGCCCUGAGGGGUCCCCAGAGAAGCAAGACAGCCCAGCCCAGAUUGCACCAGACCUGACGGUGACCCAGUUCAUCAAAGUCUUCCCCAGGGUGCUGCUGCGAACCCUGCGCCACCCCAUCUUCCUGCUGGUGGUCCUGUCCCAGGUGUGCACGUCGUCUAUGGUGGCGGGCAUGGCUACCUUCCUGCCCAAGUUCCUAGAGCGCCAGUUUUCCGUCACAGCGCCCUACGCCAACAUGCUCAUUGGCUGCCUCACCAUCCCCUCAGCCAUCGUGGGCAUCGUAGUGGGGGGCAUCCUGGUCAAGCGUCUCCACAUGGGCCCCAUGCGCUGCAGUGCCCUUUGCCUGCUGGGGGCGCUGCUCUGCCUGCUUUUCAACCUGCCCCUCUUUUUCAUGGGCUGCCCUACCCACCAGAUCGCAGGCAUCAUCCACCAGCCGCGUGUCCAGCCUAGGCUGGAGCUCUUUCCAGACUGCAUGGAGCCCUGCUCCUGCCCUUCAGAUGACUUUAACCCGGUCUGCGACCCCAGCACCCAUGUGGAGUACCUCACACCCUGCCACGCAGGCUGCACAAACAAGGUGGUCCAAGAGUCUCUGGACAAAAGCCAGGUUUUCUACACCAACUGCAGCUGCGUGGUGGGGGGUGGCCCUGUGCCUGCGGGCUCCUGCGAGUCGACCUGCAGCCACCUGGUGCUACCCUUCAUGUUCCUGAUUGGCAUGGGUGCAGCCAUGGCCAGUGUCACCCACACACCCUCCUUCAUGCUCAUCCUAAGGGGAGUGAAGAAAGAAGACAAGACUUUGGCUGUGGGAAUCCAGUUCAUGCUCCUGAGAGUUUUGGCCUGGAUGCCCAGCCCUGUGAUCCACGGCAGUGCCAUCGACACCACCUGUGUGUACUGGGCCCAGAGCUGUGGGCGUCGGGCCGUCUGCCGCUACUAUGACCAUGACCUGCUCCGAAACCGGUUUAUUGGCCUCCAGUUCUUCUUCAAGAUGGGCUCCCUGGUCUGCUUCGCCUUGAUUUUGGCUAUCCUAAGGCAGCAGGACAAAGAGGAGGAGACCAAGGUGGUGACAUGCCCUGGCCUACAGGAGCAGCUAUUAACUCCCGGACCAGAGAAGAAGUCUGUUGAAUCCACAAUGUGAGCUGUCCCAGGACCCCACCCUGGCCAAGAGUGGUGCCACGGGGCUUGAGUCUGUGCCACCUGGGGCUCUAUGGAUGCCUGGUUCCGCGAUGCCUGGGUUGGCAUAAGGACCAGCUCUUUGUAAUGCCCAGCCUGUAAUGCUGGGAGCAGUGACGCUCGGCUCCGUGCAGUGAGUCAGUACGUGGAAUGCUUGGAUCUAAAUGAACUGGGCCUGUGCACACCAGGCCUUCUCUGAUUUUAUGUCCAGGCCCGGUUAUCCUCCUGGGAUGGAUCAGGAGGGAGUUUCCUGAUCUGCUCCCAGCCCAUUCUGUUGCCUUCACCUAUCUGACCUGGCUGGGACCUGCUGCCCCAGAGGCAGGAGACAGGGAGCCAUCAGCAGUGGCUUCCCAGGCGCUGUGUCCAGCCACGUGCUGGGGGCUGGGAGAAGCUGAGGGGACAGGGAACACAACUGGCUGGGGCCCCUGAGCAGCUCUCAGCAGCAGACUUUGAGACUAUCUCACGUGAAAGAAGAGGGAAGAUCAGAGGUUCUGAUUUCCAUUUUAUUCCACUAUUUGUUGAUACUUUUAAACGUUUAACAAAUAUCUGAGCCUGUAUUUAUGAAUGUCAAGAAUUUCAAAGUCUCCAACAAGAUGAGGCUGUUUGUAUGUUUAUAUUCCUUCUCCUUCCCUCUUGUUUCUCAGGUUUUGCAAAAAUAACCUGGAAUUAUAGAUACAGCUUGUUAUUAAAUUUGUCCUUGCACAA
Messenger RNA from Miniopterus natalensis, 3183 nucleotides. It is a transcript of the gene SLCO2B1, whose product is annotated as solute carrier organic anion transporter family member 2B1. Gene Ontology annotation, cellular component: apical plasma membrane; basolateral plasma membrane. The record is from RefSeq and is a predicted model, not a curated record. Gene Ontology annotation, molecular function: bile acid transmembrane transporter activity; protein binding. Gene Ontology annotation, biological process: transmembrane transport; sodium-independent organic anion transport; bile acid and bile salt transport. Lineage: Eukaryota; Metazoa; Chordata; Mammalia; Chiroptera; Miniopteridae.